Molecule: messenger RNA, 954 nt
Organism: Emiliania huxleyi CCMP1516
Lineage: Eukaryota; Haptophyta; Isochrysidales; Noelaerhabdaceae
Exons: 6
Coding region: 1-954 (317 amino acids)
Source: RefSeq, a predicted model, not a curated record
AUGGCGGCGAUGGAGAAGGCGCAGUCGGAGAGGGCGCUCGUUCAGCCACGCGCGCCGCCAACCGGUCUCGGCGACUACCGCAGUGGGCUAGGCAGCAGUGCUACGACGGUGCUGCCGCUGGCUGCGCCGCGGCACCUGGUCAGCAGCGAGGCGCUCGAGGGGGACUGUCGCCGCUGCAUGCUGGCACUCGAAGGGGCGAUCCAGGGCGAUCUCCGCGCGAAGCGCGCAGCGCUGGCGGACGCUGCUCGCGCCGUCGAGGCCAACAUGGAGGAGGUGAGCCGCGCUGCCGCAGCGGUGCAGGCGGAGACGGAGAUGGACGCCGCCGGCGCAACAGAGCGGCUGCAGGCGGCUGCGCGCUCAAAGCUGGCGCUUCUCGGCCAGCAGCUGUCCGCCGUCGUGCUCGACCUCGAGGCGAUCGACAUAUUCGUGUCUGACGCGCGGGCGGCCCGCCUCGCCGCCAAGCAAGUGCCCGCCAUCGAGCGCGUGCCGUUCGACGACCUGCCGCGCGAGGCGGCGGCGCGUGCCGCACGGCUGCAGCGCGCCGAGGAGCUCGAGUCGCUCGAGGGCCGCGCGCAGGAGGCGUCUGCGUCUGCGUUUGCCGACGAGACGGCUGCGGCGAGGGCGCACGCCGAGGCCCUCCGUGCUGGCGCAGAGACGGAGCUCAGCCGGUGGGCGGCUCGCCGCGAGGCGGCGGCACAGGAGCGAUCCGCGAUCGAGCACGCCGCGGCAGCGGCGGCGGCCGUGGCGGAGCAGCACGCGGCGCGCUCGGAGGCUGCGCGUGCACGAGCGGCGCUCGUCGCGCAUGCCGAGCAGUUGCGCGCCCAGUUGUCGAUGCUCGUGCCGCUACCACUGGACGGUGCCCCUCGGGAGGCCGGGGCUGUCGCCACGGCGCAACCGCGCGUGGCGGCGGCGACGGCCUGGCGCCAAUCUCCAGCGAGCGCGUCGCUCGACUGA